Molecule: messenger RNA, 3936 nt
Organism: Melospiza melodia melodia
Lineage: Eukaryota; Metazoa; Chordata; Aves; Passeriformes; Passerellidae
Gene: TGFBRAP1
Product: transforming growth factor beta receptor associated protein 1
Exons: 12
Coding region: 122-2713 (863 amino acids)
Biological process (GO): autophagy; vesicle-mediated transport; endosomal vesicle fusion
Cellular component (GO): membrane; cytoplasm
Source: RefSeq, a predicted model, not a curated record
UGAGGGCACGGGCAGCGCGUCCCUGCCCUCCCGGGGCUCCGCGGCUCCCAAGAGUUGUGCCGCAGGGUAACCGGAGUGCGGGCAGGUGAGGGAGCGGAGCGCAGAUCACCCAGAAGACACAAUGAGCGUUAAAGCUUUCAAGCUCGUUUCUGCUGUUGAGCGGGAGAUGUUAAUGGGAGACAAAAACUACAUCAACAUCGAGUGCAUUGAGUGUUGUGGGAAGAACCUCUAUAUUGGAACCAAUGACUGCUUUAUCUAUCACUUCCUGUUGGAUGAAAAGGUAUCCACAGCUGGAAAAAUAACUUUUGCUGCCACCAAGCAACUACACAAAUACCUGGGUUUGAAGAAGCCUGUGAGCGAGUUGAAAGCAGCCUCUGCCCUCACGAGACUGCUCGUGCUCUGUGACAACACGAUAACACUAGUGAACAUGAUCAACUUGGAACCUGUCCCCACUGGUGCUAGGAUCAAAGGAGCUGUGACAUUCACCCUGAAUGAAAACCCUGUGAGUGGGGAUCCUUUCUGCGUGGAAGUUUGCAUUAUCUCGGUCAAGCGCCGGACCAUUCAAAUGUUCAUGGUGUUUGAAGACAGAGUGCAGAUAGUGAAGGAAGUGUUUACUCCAGAGCAACCCUGUGCUGUGGCUGUAGAUGGUUACUACUUAUGCCUUGCCCUUACUACACAGUAUAUCAUUUUGAAUUACAGUACUGGCGUCUCCCAGGACCUGUUUCCUUAUUGCAGUGAUGAGAAACGGCCAAUUGUGAAAAGAAUAGGCAGACAAGAGUUUCUGUUGGCUGGCCCUGGAGGCCUAGGCAUGUUUGCUACUGUAGAUGGGAUUUCACAGCGCGCCCCGGUGCACUGGUCAGAGAACGUGAUUGGGGCAGCUUUGUGCUUUCCCUACGUGGUUGCUCUGGAUGAUGAGUUCAUUACGGUGCACAGCAUGCUGGACCAGCAGCAAAAGCAAACCCUGCCCUUUAAAGAAGGUCACAUUCUACAGGACUUUGAAGGAAAGGUGAUUGUUGCUACUAACAAGGGUGUGUAUAUCUUGGUGCCACUACCUUUGGAAAAACAGAUUCAGGAUCUUUUAGCUAGCCACAGAGUGGAAGAAGCCCUUGUUCUAGCAAAAGGAGCUCGAAGGAAUAUUCCAAAAGAGAAAUUUCAGGUAAUGUACAAACGAAUCCUGCAGCAAGCAGGUUUUAUACAGUUUGCACAGCUUCAGUUCCUUGAAGCAAAAGAACUCUUCAGAAGCGGCCAGCUUGAUGUCCGGGAGCUGAUCUCUCUGUACCCCUUCCUGUUGCCUACUUCCUCUUCAUUUAUCCGGUCUCAUCCCCCUCUGCACGAGUACGCCGACCUCAACCAGCUGACCCAAGGGGACCAGGAGAAGAUGACAAAAUGCAAACGGUUCCUCAUGAGUUACUUGAAUGAAGUCCGCAGCACGGAGGUUGCAAAUGGCUACAAGGAAGAUAUUGACACUGCUCUACUCAAACUGUAUGCAGAGGCAAAUCAUGAGAGCCUGCUGGAUCUCCUAGUUUCAGAGAACUUCUGUCUCUUAACAGAUAGUGCUGCCUGGCUGGAAAAACACAAAAAGUAUUUUGCACUUGGUCUCCUGUAUCACUACAACGGUCAGGAUGCUGCAGCACUUCAGUUAUGGGUGAAAAUAGUUGAUGGAGACAUUCAAGAUUCUACACGUUCAGAUCUCUAUGACUACAUAGUAGACUUCCUUACGUUCUGCUCAGACCAAGAGCUAGUGUGGAAGUACUCUGAAUGGAUUUUACAAAAAAAUGAAGAGGUUGGUGUACAGAUUUUCACUAAAAGGCCUUUGGAAGAACAGGAGAAAAACAACAUUAAUCCAGAUGAUAUCAUCAGUUGCCUUAACAAAUAUCCUAAAGCACGUGUCAAAUAUCUAGAACACCUAGUACUGGAAAGAAAAAUACAGAAAGAGAAGUACCAUACUCAUCUAGCUGUCUUGUACUUGGAGGCAAUACUUCAGCUAAAAUCUGUGACCACAGAUAAUUGCACAGAAACAACUGAGCUGCUGUUGAAACUUCGCAGUCUGCUUCAGAAAUCUGAUCUUUAUAGAAUUCGCUUUAUUUUAGACAAAAUCCAGGGCACAGACCUUCAUAUGGAGAGUGCAAUUUUAUAUGGGAAACUAGAAGAGCACGAGAAGGCUUUGCAUAUCCUCGUCCAUGAGUUGAAGGACUUCCCUGCUGCUGAGGAGUACUGUGUGUGGAGCUCUGAGGGCAGAGACUCGCAGUACAGGCGGAGGCUGUUCCACCUGCUGCUGUCGGUGUAUCUGACGCCGGGCGCCUCGGACUGCGCGCUCGUCAUGGCCGCCGUGGAUCUCCUCAAUAACCACGCCGCGGAAUUCGACGCCGGCCUGGUUCUGCAGGUGGUGCCUGACAGCUGGUCAGUGCAGCUCCUCUCCCCGUUCCUGGCUGGGGCAGUGAGGCAAAGCAUUCACACAAAAAGAAUGACUCAGGUGGCACUUGGGUUAGCACAAGCUGAAAACUUAAUCUACAAGCACGAGAAGGUUAAACAAAAAGGAGCCCCGAUUCUUCUUUCAGACAAAAAGGUUUGUCAGGUGUGCCAAAAUCCUUUCUGCGAGCCUGUGUUUGUCAGAUACCCCAAUGGGAGCAUGGCCCACACGCACUGUGCUGCAAACAGACAUCUCAAUUCCAAUGUGACUCCUCACUCUCCCAGCUCCAGCAAUCAGACUUGAAAUAUUCCCACAGUUCCCAUGACUUGUACCCCAUUGAAAGUGGGCUGGAAAGAAAAAAGUGCAGCUACUUUAUGUAUAAAUCAAGGUAGACAGCUAGUUUUUGGGUUAAUGGGAAGACUUCCAGUAAAUAUAAAAUACUGCUACUUCUUUUUGAUUCCUAAUGAAUGUAGAUAGAAAAUUCACUACCACACAUGGAGAGGUGCAAAUAUGGGCUCUUCUGUGAAUAGGAGUAAACACUUAAGGGAAAAGGAGCCUUUUCUUCACAGUGAGGAUGAAUGUUACGGAGUGAAGGCAAACAGUAAUUUUAAGAAUUGUCACUUUGCACUGACUGUGGUGUUGAUAAAUUUGUGGAGGGGAAGAUGACAUUUAUUGGAGUUGGAAUUCUUGAAGAGUGAUGGGACAAGAUUGGCAUCGUGCAGCUUGCUAUGAAGACAGAGAUGUGCAUCGAUUUUAGUGCUUGCUGCAGCAUGUCUUCUUUUGGGCUGGAUUAUCUUCCACAGGAUCACAUUCUCAACUUCAAUUUUUUUGCUCUACAAAAUGUUGGCUUUUGAUGCACCUUUUAGUACCUCCCUCCCAUCCACCUUCUAUAUGGGAUUUAAAUGUAAGCACUGUUCUGUUAGGUUUCUGCUCCUGCAGGUACUGUAAUGUACUAAGUGGAAACCAAUAACCUCAAUCACACAGAUGAGCUUGCAAGAAAAAAGAGAGAAAGUUUGUCUGGUCAGACUGUAGUCACUUUUAUAUGGGGAAAGAGGCCCUGACUUUAAUACUGAUUUAUUUAUUAAUAUGCAAAUAUGCUGUACAUACAGUUGAAUAAAUUGAUCUUAUAAUUCUAGCAUUUCUUUGGAGGAUUAAGAUGUAGCUGAUACAUAAAUGUACAGAUGAUGUGCUAAGUGUUUGCUAUAACAUAACUUAGGCAGGUUGGAACUCCACAAAAAUAGGUUUUAGUGCUUAUGGAUGACUUUGUGCAAUCAAAACCACAGAGAGAAGGUAUAAAAUUGUAAGAAAUCUACAAAAGUGCACUACAGGGGUAGUGGGUUUUUAUAUUCUACUAAAUAUUCUGUGAACUAAAAUUUUUCAAAUAACACAAACCCUUUACUUAACUGCCCUCAUAUGUAUUCACAUUGCUAUUUAACAAUUUUAAAGUGGAUUUAAAAGAUGUGGCUUCCCCCAAGAGAGGUUAAAAAAUGAGAACUUUAAAUAAACUUAAGUACUGCAAACUGAAA